Molecule: messenger RNA, 1258 nt
Organism: Symphalangus syndactylus (siamang)
Lineage: Eukaryota; Metazoa; Chordata; Mammalia; Primates; Hylobatidae
Gene: LILRA5
Product: leukocyte immunoglobulin like receptor A5
Biological process (GO): cytokine-mediated signaling pathway; immune response-regulating signaling pathway
Cellular component (GO): plasma membrane
Molecular function (GO): inhibitory MHC class I receptor activity
Source: RefSeq, a predicted model, not a curated record
GCCUCAUGGUCUCAUCCACCUGCACAGCUGCAGCCAGUGGGAGGAGAUGCCGUGAGCCCUGCUCUCAUGGUCCUGCUCUGCCUCGGGCUGAGUCUGGGCCCCAGGACCCAUGUGCAGGCAGGAAACCUCUCCAAACCCACCCUCUGGGCUGAGCCAGGCUCUGUGAUCAGCCGGGGGAACCCUGUGACCAUCUGGUGUCGGGGGACCCUGGAGGCCCAGGGGUACCGUCUGUAUAAAGAGGGAAGCCCAGCAUCCUGGGACCCACAGAACCCACUGGAACCCAGGAACAAGGCCAAGUUCUCCAUCCCAUCCAUGACACAGCACCUUGUAGGGAGAUACUGCUGUUACUAUAACAGCCCUGCAGGCUGGUCAGAGCCCAGCGACCCCCUGGAGCUGGUGGUGACAGGAUUCUACAACAAACCCACCCUCUCAGCCCUGCCCAGCCCUGUGGUCACCUCAGGAGAGAACGUGACCCUCCAGUGUGGCUCACGGCUGAGAUUCGACAGGUUCAUUCUGACUGAGGAAGGAGACCACAAGCUCUCCUGGACCUUGGACUCACAGCUGACCCCCAGUGGGCAGUUCCAGGCCUUGUUCCCUGUGGGCCCCGUGACCCCCCACCGCAGGUGGAUGCUCAGAUGCUAUGGCUCUCGCAGGCAUAUCCUGCAGGUGUGGUCAGAACCCAGUGACCUCCUGGAGAUUCUGGUCUCAGGAGCAGCUGAUAACCUCAGUCCAUCACAAAACAAGUCUGACUCUGGGACCGCCUCACACCUUCAGGAUUACACAGUAGAGAAUCUCAUCCGCAUGGGCAUGGCCGGCUUGAUCCUGGUGGUCCUUGGGAUUCUGAUAUUUCAGGAUUGGCACAGCCAGAGAAGCCCCCAAGCUGCAGCUGGGAGGUGAACAGAAGAGACGACAAUGCACCAUCGAAUGCUAGAGCCUUGGAAAUGAAUCUGCUGGUCCUGGGAGGUUUGGGAAGACCAUCUGAGGCCUAUGCCAUCUGGACCGUCUGCUGGCAAUUUCUUUUUUUCCUUCUUUCUUUUUUUUUUUUUGAGACGGAGUCUCGCUCUGUCGCCAGGCUGGAAUGCAGUGGCGCAAUCUGCGCUCACUGCAACCUCCGCCUCUCGGGUUCAAGUGAUUCUCCUGCCUCAGCCUCUGGCAAUUUCUAGAGGGAGGAAUGGGUGUUUGAGUGCAGGGACACUGGUCUGGGGUGAUCCAUGGAGGACCAUUAAAAUGUGACACCUUUCCUUUCUAUUAAUGUUGA